Eimeria mitis is the source of this 1056-nucleotide messenger RNA. RefSeq names its product GJ24429, related. The transcript is spliced from 5 exons. The record is from RefSeq and is a predicted model, not a curated record. The coding region runs from base 1 to 1056 and encodes 351 amino acids. Gene Ontology annotation, molecular function: protein binding. NCBI's taxonomy places the organism in Eukaryota, Apicomplexa, Conoidasida, Eucoccidiorida, Eimeriidae.
AUGGCUGCCGACGCGGGCAGCGGCUGGCCCUUCACAAGGUCCCUUGAGGGGGAAGCAGCAGAAGAAGACGGGUUUCCGUCUCCUGAGGAGAGUGCCGCGUGGCUGAAAGAAGGCCUCAGUGGGCUGCAGCAGACGCCACCAGAUGGGAGGUUGGGGAACGUCCGUCUUUCGCUUUCGGGAAGAGGCCUGGGGCAGCUGGUUCUACUAUGCGACUUCACUAAGCUGCUGCUCCUUGAUGUAUCCCACAACAAGCUCAGCAGCCUAUAUCCCGUUCGCCUAGCUGCAAACCUCGUUCGACUUGACGCCCAAAACAACCAAAUCAAAUCUGUAUCCGAGCUCUCCGCAAACCCCAAGCUGGAGCACGUCAACCUCAGCAACAACCUCAUCACCGCUCUAGGUGACUGGCAAUUCAACGUCCGUUUACGUGUGCUCCGGCUCGCCAGCAACCGAAUAGCCUCUUUAAAGGACGGUAGCUUGGAGAAGAACACUUUACUAAGGGAACUGGAUAUCAGCCACAAUGCAGUUGACUCACUCGAGUAUCUGCCCCAUCUCAAGUGUCUAGACACUCUAUAUGUCAACAAUAAUCAACUAAAAAGCCUUGAAGGCAUUCAACGAGCUCCCCAUGUAGUUAUACUUCAUGCCGAGAGCAACAAGUUGGAAACCCUAGAGCCCCUAGGACUCGGGAGGAACGGCCUGUUGCGAGAGCUGUACAUACAGCAUAACGCUGGCCUGGAACAACCGCUGCAAUUGUCACCGCUGAAGUCAACAGAGGCCCUGCAGAGCCUGCACGUGGCGCCAGGACCAAUGGUAUCUUUUCCUCACUGGCGGCUGCACUGCGUGCACAUGUUGCCGCAGUUGCUCCAGAUUGAUGGGGUAACUGUGACUGCAGAGGAGCAGUUCACUGCAGCUGAGGCCUUCGGGGACCUGCUCUACGCCCAGAGAAGAGUGUGGGAGGCGCUUAUCCCCGAUGAACCGUUCGUUGAUCGGCGUCUUCUGAAACUGGACGAGCCAACAGCAGCAGACUCCACAGAUCCUGUGGUGUUUUCCGACACUUAA